UGGCUGAGCUGCACAUUUCCUGGUUCAGUAUCUGGACUCUCUGACCGGCUGACUGGUUGCCCCAGGUCUGGCUCAGGAUGAGUUGAUGACGCCGAGGCUGGGGUCUGUGACUUCCUGCUGCUUGUCGUGAAGAAUGGGAGUUAAGAUGAAACUGGGGUGCUCAGGAAGGCGCUCAGAUGGAAAGGCAGGGUAAAAGUCACACUUUUCCCGUGUUGCGUGGAUCCCCAGCAGGGUCUGCAUCCAGUAGUGCUGAUUUCCGUGAGCGAAAGCAAGAGCAGGCUUGAGCCCACCGCUGGCUUCAGUGAGGCUCCAGAUUGUGAGAAGGGUUUCGAGAAGAUGCUUUGGCUACCCACGUUCCUGCUUGCAUUCUUAGAAGCCAGACUUGGGGAGAAAGUGAACUGGGGCAACUGACAAGCUCAGAGGGUCUGGUGGAAGCUUCCUCCGAGACCAAGACUGAGCGUUUCACCCUCCCGGAGGAAGAUCUGCCUGCAUUGCAAGUGCCCUCAGGAGGAGCACAUGGUGACAGUGAUGCCCCUGGAGAUGGAGAAGACUGUCAGCAAACUCAUGUUUGACUUCCAGAGGAACUCGACCUCGGACGACGACUCGGGCUGUGCCUUGGAGGAAUAUGCCUGGGUUCCGCCAGGUCUGAAGCCUGAACAGGUUCACCAGUAUUAUAGCUGUCUCCCGGAAGAGAAAGUUCCUUAUGUCAACAGUCCUGGAGAGAAACUGCGAAUCAAACAGCUAUUACACCAGCUGCCACCGCACGACAAUGAGGUCCGGUAUUGCAACUCCCUGGAUGAGGAAGAGAAAAGGGAGCUGAAGCUGUUCAGCAACCAGAGGAAGCGUGAAAACUUGGGUCGUGGGAAUGUCAGGCCCUUCCCAGUCACCAUGACAGGAGCUAUAUGCGAGCAGUGUGGAGGGCAGAUUAAUGGCGGAGACAUCGCUGUGUUCGCGUCUCGCGCCGGCCACGGCGUUUGCUGGCACCCACCUUGCUUCAUAUGCACCGUCUGCAACGAGCUCCUGGUGGAUCUGAUCUACUUUUACCAAGACGGGAAGAUAUACUGUGGCAGGCACCACGCCGAGUGCCUGAAGCCACGCUGUGCUGCCUGCGAUGAGAUCAUUUUUGCAGAUGAAUGCACGGAAGCUGAGGGGCGGCACUGGCACAUGAAACAUUUUUGCUGCUUCGAGUGUGAGACGGUGCUGGGUGGCCAACGCUACAUCAUGAAGGAGGGAAGGCCCUACUGUUGCCACUGCUUCGAGUCAUUGUAUGCAGAAUAUUGCGACACUUGUGCCCAGCACAUAGGGAUUGACCAAGGUCAGAUGACUUAUGAUGGCCAACACUGGCAUGCCACUGAGGCUUGUUUCUGCUGUGCUCACUGCAAAAAAUCCCUCCUUGGGCGCCCAUUCCUCCCGAAGCAGGGCCAGAUAUUCUGCUCACGGGCCUGCAGUGCCGGGGAGGACCCCAAUGGCUCUGACUCAUCCGACUCAGCCUUCCAGAAUGCCAGGGCCAAGGAGUCCCGGCGCAGUGCCAAAAUUGGCAAGAACAAGGGCAAGACGGAGGAACCCAUGCUGAACCAGCACAGCCAGCUGCAGCUGAGCUCCAACCGACUGUCGGCUGACGUGGACCCCCUGUCGAUGCAAAUGGACCUGCUCAGUCUGUCCAGCCAGACACCCAGCCUCAACCGGGACCCCAUCUGGAGGAGCCGGGAGGAACCCUACCAUUAUGGGAACAAGAUGGAGCAGAACCAGUCCCAGAGCCCUUUGCAGCUCCUCAGCCAGUGUAACAUCAGAACUUCCUACAGCCCCGGAGGCCAAGGGGCUGGGGCCCAGCCCGACAUGUGGGCCAAGCACUUCAGCAACCCCAAAAGGAGCUCCUCACUGGCCAUGAAGGGGCAUGGCGGCAGCUUCAUCAAGGAAUGCCGGGAAGACUAUUACCCAGGAAGGCUGCGAUCCCAGGAGAGCUACAGUGACAUGUCCAGUCAGAGCUUUAGUGAACCCCGCAGCAGCAUCCAAGUCCCCAAAUAUGAGGAGGAGGAGGAAGGGGGCCUGUCCACGCAGCAGUGUCGGACCCGUCACCCAAUCAGUUCCCUGAAAUACACUGAGGAUAUGACGCCCACAGAGCAGACCCCUCGGGGCUCCAUGGAGUCGCUGGCCCUCUCAAACACAACAGGUCUCUCCGCGGAGGGUGGCGCCAAGCGCCAGGAGCACCUGUCGCGGUUUUCCAUGCCUGACCUCAGCAAAGACUCCGGAAUGAACGUCUCCGAGAAGUUGAGCAACAUGGGCACGCUUAACUCGUCCAUGCAAUUCCGCAGCGCAGAGUCAGUCCGCAGCCUGCUCUCGGCCCAGCAGUACCAGGAGAUGGAAGGAAACCUCCAUCAGCUCGGCAACCCCAUUGGGUACAGAGACCUGCAGUCCCACGGGAGGAUGCAUCAGAGCUUUGAUUUUGAUGGGGGCAUGGCAGGCAGCAAGCUGCCAGGGCAGGAGGGCGUGAGGAUCCAGCCCAUGAGCGAGCGCACUCGCCGGAGAACUACUUCCCGCGAUGACAACCGCCGCUUCCGACCUCACCGGUCCCGGCGUUCCCGACGCUCUCGCUCGGACAACGCCCUCCACCUGGCCAGCGAACGCGAGGCCAUCUCGCGGUUAAAAGAAAGGCCCCCGCUAAGAGCCAGGGAGGACUAUGACCAGUUCAUGCGCCAGCGGAGCUUCCAGGAGAGCCUGGGUCAGGGGUCCCGGAGGGACCUGUAUGGCCAGUGCCCAAGGACUGUGUCGGAUCUGGCUUUGCAGAACGCCUUCGGGGAGCGGUGGGGACCGUACUUCGCCGAAUACGAUUGGUGCUCCACCUGCUCCUCCUCUUCAGAGUCUGACAACGAGGGCUAUUUCCUAGGAGAACCGAUCCCCCAGCCAGCCCGCCUGCGAUACGUGACGAGUGAUGAGCUCCUGCACAAAUACAGCUCCUACGGCCUCCCCAAGUCUUCCACGCUAGGUGGCAGGGGACAGUUGCACAGCAGGAAAAGACAGAAGAGCAAAAACUGUAUCAUUUCUUAAUCUGAGUGGAGGUCAGGGAAUGGGGGCAGAUGGGAGCUAAGAAUGUAAAUUCAGAAACUUGCACUGUUUUCCAUGUUAAAGCGCUUUUGGGUGUGGUUACAGGGGAGAAAAGGGAAAUGCUCUCUCGUGGAUGGCGGCAAGGUCACAGAUUGACUCGUAGGUAGUCACAGUUCUUGGCAUGUCGAUUAUUAUUUGCACAUUUCACUUUGGAAAUGCUAUAGACUCUAUGAGGCCAGGUCACCUCCUUCCCCCUCUGUGUUGUUGCCACUCGCAAGAUGGCCAAUUGUUUCUUGCUCGCUUCUAUCCUCUCUGGUUCUCUUACUUUUAGGACUCUUUUUCCAGUAAGUAAUUUCUUUAUUAGCCAGGACCCCAGACUAAGUUAUUUACAUGUCCACUGUAAAUGCAAUGUAAAUGAGAGUUCUGAUAAAAUAUUUUUGUAUUUUGUAAUAUCAAAGGGAUUUCUAUAUGGUAGGACUCAGUGGAGACUUGCAUGCUUAUCCAGCAUUGUCUUUCAGUAGUAUUCCGAGGUGGUCCAGGACCACCUUUUUUCCCCCUUUUUUCUAUACAAAUUUGUUACAUGUCAGUGAGACUUUUUUCAAAGAAGCUUAUUCAAUUUGGCGUUUUGUGGCUAGACAAAAAAAAGAACUCUAAAACCCGAAGCAUCUUAUGCUCCAUUCCACCUCAAGGAGCCAUCCCUAAGUCUGCCCCCACCCUCAGUAGAAUUUAUUCUCUACAAAGUGAUAGUAAUAUUUUUUAAAAAUUGCAAACGUAACUCUUGCCAAUUAGAGAAACCAACCAGUGUCAGUAGAGUUCCGUGAGCAAUGCUCUCCCUGCGGGGGGCAUUGAAGUUGCUUACUAUUAUUGAUCUAUCCCUUGGGGAAAUAAAAGUGACUGUGAGUGGUGCCGUUGUGUGAUGUCAGCAUGACGUUGUUUUGAGUGUAGCAUUAUUUUCUGGUGCUCAUGUUUCCUGGAUUGUAUUAUCUGCUUUCCUUUACCAAGGCAGACAUACUGCUGCCUUACAGCCUGACAACCGGUUGUCCUCAGUGCAAAUGAACUGAAACAUUCGGAAUUUAGGGACAGGAAGGUUCUGAGGGACUCUGGAGUGCCCGUGUGUUCUAGUUGGAAUGUCAUGCGUGGAAAAGGAACAAGGUAAUUGGAAAACAGAAGGCUGGUCAAGGGUAGAAGCUGAAGGGGAAUAUGAAGGAAGAGCAAGGUAAAGAAGAACUUUCUGGAAGUGAAGUAGAGGCAAGCUGACUACCAAGUUGAAUAGCCCCCAGUGUUUGUAGAAAGAAUCCAGCUUAACACACUCCAUGACCAGAGUAUCUGGGUGACAGGUAAGUUGAGCUGCUCAGGAAAUUUCAGUGUUAAUGGGCUUUGAAAAGCAAAUUGUGUGAAAGGGGGAGUCCCAUUUUGAACUUUGGGAAUUGUUGAUCAGCUAGAAGAUGGUCUCCAAAGUGAGUUUGCUUAAAGAAGACAUUUAACGGUUGUGUUGUUUAUAGUAAAAUAAAACUUCCUACCUUGCUUCAGUUAA
Messenger RNA from Talpa occidentalis (Iberian mole), 4576 nucleotides. It is a transcript of the gene PRICKLE2, whose product is annotated as prickle planar cell polarity protein 2. The transcript is spliced from 8 exons. Bases 517 to 3045 code for a protein of 842 amino acids. The record is from RefSeq and is a predicted model, not a curated record. Lineage: Eukaryota; Metazoa; Chordata; Mammalia; Eulipotyphla; Talpidae. Gene Ontology annotation, molecular function: zinc ion binding.